Molecule: messenger RNA, 1766 nt
Organism: Sphaeramia orbicularis (orbiculate cardinalfish)
Lineage: Eukaryota; Metazoa; Chordata; Actinopteri; Kurtiformes; Apogonidae
Gene: klf1
Product: Kruppel like factor 1 (erythroid)
Exons: 3
Coding region: 258-1361 (367 amino acids)
Biological process (GO): regulation of transcription by RNA polymerase II
Molecular function (GO): DNA-binding transcription factor activity, RNA polymerase II-specific; RNA polymerase II cis-regulatory region sequence-specific DNA binding
Source: RefSeq, a predicted model, not a curated record
AAAGAUAGACAAGCAAGAGGAGGGCAAGAUAUCAGGGGAGGAAUGGGGAAAAGGAGAGAGAUUUAAGAAACUGUUGCUGCUGUGGCCUUUCGACACUGAGUGGACUGUAAACUAGCAUGAACGAAGGAGGGCGUGUAAAAACAAACAAACAAACAAACAACAGUAACAAAAAAAGAAACAAUUUGGAAUAAAAUCAAAAGAAGAGAGAAACCUGGUGGUGUUACCUCUGUUGAACCAGUGUUAUUUGACGGUGCUUGAUGGCUGUUACGCAGGCUGUGCUCCCUUCCUUCAGCUCCUUCUCCAACCACGCUCCCUCCACUGACAACAUGAAAGUGUGGAAGUCUGAGAGUGGCGCCCUCCCUCUGGACUCUCUCAGCAGCAGACUGUCACCAAGCAGCUCUGAACAGCUACAGGUCUCACAACACAUGACCCAAGAAGUCCUGGACACUGACAGCCAGGGUUCCUGGGACAUUGAGCUCCUACUGUCUGACUGGAAUAGCCCGUCCCCUGAGCCCAGUCCUUCUCUGAGCACACACAGUGGCCAUCUGCUCCCAGAGAUCAACCCCAACAGGUCGUACCAAGACAUGUUCAAGGACAAAACAGGACCAAACAGUCUGCACAUGAAAGGCAGCAGCCUCGUGUCUGAGCUCAUGUCCACAGAUGAAACUGCAGCAUUGGUCCAGCCAGAGCUGUAUCACCAUGGUUACAAUGACAACCAGCCAGCUCGGACAUUUCCCAGCGCUCUCUGUGCCGAUCAAUAUGGCUUCCACCAAGAAAGCAGUGUGGAGAGGCACAGUAGAGCUACCCUCAGUAAGGUCACAUCAUGGGACUUCAGUCCAUAUUAUCCCCAGCAGCAGCCUUCCAUGGUGACCUUCCCCGAAGGAAGGUUCAUUUCACCUCAAACCAUGACCCCUGACCCCCGACACUACACCUACAUCUCUCACUUCAGCCACAACAAUAACCACUUCUGUGACUACACCCACACCCAGGCAGCUGCUCAUCUGCCCCUUCACCAGCAGCCUCUGCUGGUCACAUCGCAGCUGCCACCAGGAGGGGUGGAGGGGAAGCGAGGCCGGAGGGCUGCUGGGAAAAAACGGCCAGCCAUCCACAGCUGCGAAUACCCCGGCUGCACGAAGACCUACACCAAGAGCUCACACCUCAAGGCUCACCUCAGGACUCACACAGGUGAAAAGCCGUACCACUGUUCAUGGGAGGGCUGCAGCUGGAAAUUUGCACGCUCAGACGAACUGACGCGUCACUACCGUAAACACACAGGCCAGAAACCUUAUGAGUGUCUGCUGUGUCAGAGGGCCUUCUCCCGCUCAGACCACCUGGCUCUGCACAUGAAGAGACACACCUGAGGAUCAGAUACACACAAAAUAGAUUAAACCACAUCAAGUCAGUUACUCAUGAUAAACUCGACUACUGAACUGGUUCUAAUUCCGAUACAAAUCAGUGCACUAUGAAUUUGGAUGUGACACCAUAGACUGAAUAUAAAAACUGGAUGAAUACUCUGUGACAUCAGCCGAUGGUUUUUGACGUGCAAUUCUGAUGUCUUCAAGUGUGUGACAUGGCCUUCACCAUGUUGAUUUUAGGGUGAAGUUUGAGAAGCGCAAGGAACAAAAACAUCAACCACAUCAACAAACAGGCUUUAACCCAUAAAGACCCAGUGCUACUUUUGUAGUAUACUUCCCAAAUGAUUUCUUCCCUCUAUAUUUAACAUUUCUUGAGGGAUAAGUCACCAUUUAUUAUGAAAUAAUCCUCUG